Messenger RNA from Hippopotamus amphibius kiboko, 701 nucleotides. RefSeq names its product receptor activity modifying protein 1 (gene RAMP1). Gene Ontology annotation, biological process: regulation of G protein-coupled receptor signaling pathway; calcium ion transport; cellular response to hormone stimulus. The record is from RefSeq and is a predicted model, not a curated record. Gene Ontology annotation, molecular function: coreceptor activity. The transcript is spliced from 3 exons. NCBI's taxonomy places the organism in Eukaryota, Metazoa, Chordata, Mammalia, Artiodactyla, Hippopotamidae. Gene Ontology annotation, cellular component: membrane; cell surface; signaling receptor complex. The coding region runs from base 69 to 515 and encodes 148 amino acids.
CGCGCGCCGCCCGGCGAGCUCAGUCCUCGGCGGGACGCGCGGCGGGCGGACUCGGCUCGGCUGCGGCCAUGGCCCGGGGCCUGCGCGGCCUCCCGCGACGCGGCCUCUGGCUGCUCCUGGUGAACCACCUCUUCAUGGCCACCGCCUGCCAGGACGCCAACUACAGCGCCCUCCUCCAGGAGCUCUGCCUCGCCCGGUUCCAGGGGGACAUGGAGGCUGUUGGGAGCCUGCUGUGGUGCGACUGGGGCAAGACCAUCAGGAGCUACGAAGAGCUCUCGGAAUGUACCAAGCAUGUGGCACAAAAGCUGGACUGCUUCUGGCCAAAUGCGGCGGUGGACAAGUUCUUCCUCACCAUCCACCAGCACUACUUCAGAAACUGCCCCGUCUCGGGCAGGGCCUUGCAGGACCCACCCAGCAGCGUCCUCUGCCCCUUCAUCGUGGUGCCCAUCCUGGUGACCCUGCUCGUGACGGUGCUGGUGGCCUGGAGGAGCAAGCACCCGGAGGGCGUGGUGUAGGCCACAGCUGGGGGCUGCCCGAUCAUGGAGGCUGCAGGGCAGGCUGGAGGGUGGGUGCAGGGGCCCAGCCUGACCAAGGCGUCUGGGACCCCAACCGCAGAGCAGACCCCCAAUCCCCUAUCCUUUUACCCAAGACGAGCUCACAGCAGGAUUUUGGGGCAGUCACGGCAUAGGCAGUGACCUGGA